This is a messenger RNA of Suillus plorans, 1032 nucleotides long. RefSeq lists its product as uncharacterized. The record is from RefSeq and is a predicted model, not a curated record. Lineage: Eukaryota; Fungi; Basidiomycota; Agaricomycetes; Boletales; Suillaceae. Bases 1 to 1032 code for a protein of 343 amino acids. The transcript is spliced from 3 exons.
AUGGAUGUUCCAGAGCUAUAUGAACACUUGGGCUGGCAUUUAUCCACCGCAUGCCGCACAGACCCACCACAUCGGCUUUUGACUGCGCAUGAUAUUGACAGCGCCUUCAAGGCCGUGAGGGAAGAGGAAAGCAGCUCUGGGAGGAAAAAGAAAAAAGUUGUGAUUGAGAUUCUCAAUACCGCGCCUGUGCUGAAAGAAAAAUUAAGACAACGAAAGGCGGGCAUAUCAUCUUCUGCAAGCGAGCAGAGACUACCAUCACGUUUACUGUAUACAAAAGAGUUCGACAAUGUCAGGAACAAGUUGCACUGCUCGGAUCAUCCAGGAGAUAAUAUUUUCUGUUGGGUAGAUGCUACACAGCCAAAUACUCCGCACUAUCCACUGUGUACACAAGACCUGCAAGAGUGGGCCAAACACUUGCACCAGACUCAAGAUCCCGACAAUGCGUGUGAUACGCUACCCAACACCCUACAUUUCGACGAAAUUCGGAAGACACGUAAGGAGCGAUCUGCGUCAUCGCUCGAGAGAGUACCUACCGAGGUCAUAUCACCCAUUCGAAUUCAUAAUCAUAUUCAUCUCUCAUCCGCCGUCAAUGACAUGGUGAUCUCCCAGGACGGAACACGUACAAGACAACAAGGACACCCUACUACGUCUCCUCCGCCUCUCAAGCGGACGUAUGCCCUUUAUAUAGAGAGUGACGAUGAAUCAAGUGACGAUGAACCGCCGCAAGAUAUCGAGGACGUCCUUACGAGUGCUCACUCUCGCUACCCUACCAUGAACUUUCCUCAAUACAUUGGUACACUGAAAGAUCAUGGUGUACUGUAUUUGCCCACCGCAGCUUUCUUUACCACAGGAUUUUAUAAGGAACAAAUUGGCAUGUCAGACGGGGCCGCACAUACUUUUUGGAAUUGUGUUUCCAAAGCUUACGCCAAGGCGGAACGCGCGAAGGGGAGAAGGAAGAGCAAAGGGAAAAAGAAAGCACGAAGUCAGCAUGAUGAUUCGGAGGACCAAGAAGACAUUCCAUCUAUUAACUAA